Molecule: messenger RNA, 4943 nt
Organism: Lytechinus variegatus (green sea urchin)
Lineage: Eukaryota; Metazoa; Echinodermata; Echinoidea; Temnopleuroida; Toxopneustidae
Product: arrestin domain-containing protein 3-like
Exons: 7
Coding region: 94-1710 (538 amino acids)
Biological process (GO): protein transport
Cellular component (GO): cytoplasm
Source: RefSeq, a predicted model, not a curated record
CGAACGGCAGCGGUAUCAGAAAAGCGACCGACUGCGGCCGCAGUGAGACGAAUUGAAUGAUCCCGCUUUAGUCAUAAUCCCACAUAAUUCUCUAUGGGGAAAUUACAGGUGUUCGAAGUUCUUCUUGCAGGUAAUCAGGAAGUCUUUAAACCUGGUGAUGUCGUUCAAGGAGAAGCAAGGAUAGUUGUCUCAGAAGAAAAGGGAGAUAUUCGCGGCAUUCAAAUCAAAUGCGUCGGUAAGGCCUACACACAUUGGACAGAGUCUGAGGGUAGCGGAGACCACCGGAGAACAGUCAGCUACACCACCAAUCAUGAAUACUUCAGACAGGAGAUCACUUUGCGUGGUGCGGGUAAGGAUAACAAGACUGCGGAUCGAAUCACCUUGACGACGGGAGAACAUCGUUUUCCCUUUCAUUUCCAGAUCCCAAACAUAUCUCUGCCACCGCCGUUUGAAGGUACAUGGGGGUAUGUCAGGUACUAUGUCAAGAUUACCAUUGAUCGACCAUGGAAAUUUGACCAUCACACUCAGAGGCUGUUCAGUAUCUUCACAGUAAAGGACCUGAAUUAUGAGUACAAUGUAUUGGUACCACCAAGUCACCAAGUUGAGAAGACGGUUUGUUGCCUGUGCUGCGCUUCUGGACCCAUAAUUCUGAAAGGAAUAGUAGACAAGCGAGGGUACGUCCCAGGAGAGUACAUCUUUGUUUCAUUGGAUCUUCAUAACAACAGUUCCAGGAGGAUCAUUGACAUUACUGCAAAACUACAACAGAGGGGGCAUUUCUCUGCCCAGCGUCAUGGCACCGGAAGAACUCACCACCGUAAAGCUGUGAAGACAAUGGCUGAACUGAAGCUUGACGGAUGCGAAGCCAUGGGGUCAGUUAGCUAUGACAGAGUCAAGAUGCUGAUCCCUCCUAUUCCUCCCUGCCGCUAUGAAAACUGCCCCAACAUUCAAGUGGAGUAUUACGUCGAGAUCGAGGGAGAUGUUUCUGGAACACCAAUGGAUGCCCAUGUGAUGCUCCCAGUAGUUAUUGGUACAAUCCCAGCCUUCCCGCACACCCUUAAGGAUCCUGCCCUGAACCCUUUUCCAGUACAACAAUUACCAGGCCAACCUGGAAUGGCUCCUGCGGGUCAGCCGGGAUUCCCACCUCCGGGGCAACAGGGAUAUCCUCCUCCUGGACAACCUGGAGCACUGCCACCGGGACAGGGGUAUCCCCCUCCAGGACAACCUGGAGCACCCCCAACAGGACAAGGGUAUCCUCCACCAGGCCAGCCUGGAUUUCCUCCACCUGGACAACAGGGAUAUCCUCUACCAGGACAACCAGGAAUGCCUCCACCAGGUGAUGGGCCAUCUGGAUAUCCUCCACCUGGCCAGCCUGGAGCACCAGCACUGGGACAAGGGUAUCCACCACCAGGCCAGCCUGGAGCACACCCACCAGAAAAAUCAGGAUAUCCUCAACCAGGAGGGCGUUCUGAUGAUGAGGCUUUACCUCCACCUCCAACGUACAUGGCUGCAGUUGGAGGGCCACAACAGAUUGAAGGGAAGGAAGGUGCUUUUGGCAGUGUGACGUACGCACCGCAGUACCCUUACUACGACCCGGACACCCUCUAUGCCUCUAUGGGUAUUCCACAGGGAGGAACCACUUCGUCUGCAGGUGGAGGUCCGCCGCCCCCUACGGUUGUCCAGCCAAUGAGCAUCCAGCAGCCUCAGAUGUAGAUCUCAUUGGUCAGUUAGCAUCCAGUUAAUAGCAAGUCUGUUUGGGAUGUGAUUAUGCAUAGCCUUUUGGUCAUAAUCAAUGUUUUUUAAAUGUGUUUGCUGUCAUGCUUGCUUGCGUUAGUAGCCCUGUUAUGCAGGGUUAUGCAGCCUUUGAAGGAGCAUAAAUGCAGAAGGUGUGUAUAUGAUGAUCUACAUUACAAAGCUCUUGUCCCCUACAAAUGUUAUAUUUACCUCUUGGUCUAGACCUUCUUCAUCUACUUACCUUUUGGUCUAAAUUCACAAGGUUUAAUCAGUUUGUCCAUUUACCUUGAUGGGUGUGUCUAUGAUUAGAUAAAUGAACAAGAUAUUCAUUUGACAGAGUGAAAAAUAAUUUGUAUACGAAGUAGAAAAUAGACCAAAUGUAGAGCUGACCAAGUGUAGAGCUUACCAAAUUGAUAGGAGACCAACUGGAAUAAGCCCAUUUGGUUAAAGACCAAGUAUCACACAAUGUCUUGAGGUAAACUGCCCCACUAAGGUGAGAUAUUUUGAGUUUCAUUAAUUUUGAAAAAGAAAAUAUGCUGAAUUGUAGUAUAUGCAAACAUGUGAAUAUACAGCUGAUAUUUGCUGAACCAUAUGGGCUGACUUCAUCAUAGAUUAAAAUAUAUAUAUGUUAUUAUUGUGUGGUUGAAAUCAUGGGGAAAAUGUGCCUUGUAGACCAGAAAAACCUCACAAAUAAAUGUAUUCUACAACAAAUUAGUUUAAUUCAUUUCAGAAAGAAAAAAGUUCAAAUGGAAGAAUAUUCAAAGCUGAGAUCAGGAAUAGUAUCUAUAGCUUGUGAAAUAAAUAUGUGCUUAUAAAUGUGUUCAUUUCCUUCAGCAAGUAAUUCAUCUAUGUAAAGCUGUGUUUCAACACAGUAGAGGUAAAUGUAGCAAAUUAUUCAUUUGAAAGGUACAGCAUUUAGCAGAUGCUCUAAUAAAGCCAUAAGGCUAUGUUCGCUGCAUUAUUGUAGAGUGCUUAUACAUGCAUAUAUGAUAAAGAACAUGAAAGUGUUAGGCCUUAUAAGUAAGCGUAAUGAUUUACAGGAUAUAUUAUUAUUUAGCUUUCAAAAUUGCCGUUCUACUCUUGUUUGCUUGCCUCUUUAUUUUUUUGCAGUUGUUAUGCAUUUUUUUUAACAAAGACUAUGACUUUAUUUAAUUGUGGCAGGCUGUAUUUACCACUGGUUGAUUUUAUAAUUUUCUUGCUUUGUAUUCAGUUACAGUCAGAGUCAGACAUCUGUUGAAAGAAUUUUUUUAUCAUUGCUGACAGAGAUUUCUGCAAACAUUGAACAAUUUUGUGUCAAUUGUACGAAACAAUCAUAGCACGUAAAUUCAGAUUAUGAUGUGAUUUAUGCCUGAUACAUUGUUGCCUUGAUGCUACAUAUAAAGAUAUUCUGCUUGCCAUCUAGAGAAUACAAGAAUCACAUGAUUAGAAGUACAAUGCCAUCGAUCUUGAACUGUUUUGGAAAUGGAUUUUUAUAUUCUUUUUUUCUCACCAUGUACACUGGAAAAGAUUGUGACUGUCCUUCAUAUUUUAGAGCUUUGCUAAUAUAUGAUUUUAAUGUAUGGCAUUGGUCCAGUAAGAGAGGGGGGCAGAGUCAUGGGAUCUAGUAGACAUUAGAGAAUUUGAGGAAAGAUUUUCCAAAGGAAUAAUCUUGUAUACAAAAUUAUCCUUUUCACACAACAUUUCUAUUUGUAGAAAUCAUUUUUUUUUUAUUCUGAAAAUAAUUUUAAUAUUAAAAAUUUUGUUGUGUGGUAAUAUUUUAUUUGUUUGGUUGUUUUUCUUUGGGGGUGUUUUUGCUGUUAGUAAAUUUUUGUUAAAAUGUUCCAGUUAUUCUUGUGAGAUGAUAAUGGAGAUAUAUUACUAUGAAAUUUAUUGAUAUAUUGAUGUUUUUUACCUCAUUUUUUCAAACUAGUGACCAAAGUUUUAGAAUUUAUAUAUACAGUAUAUAUAGAUAUAUAUUAUAGAGCUUUGCUAAUAUAUGAUUUUAAUGUAUGGCAUUGGUCCAGUAAGAGAGGGGGGCAGAGUCAUGGGAUCUAGUAGACAUUAGAGAAUUUGAGGAAAGAUUUUCCAAAGGAAUAAUCUUGUAUACAAAAUUAUCCUUUUCACACAACAUUUCUAUUUGUAGAAAUCAUUUUUUUUUUAUUCUGAAAAUAAUUUUAAUAUUAAAAAUUUUGUUGUGUGGUAAUAUUUUAUUUGUUUGGUUGUUUUUCUUUGGGGGUGUUUUUGCUGUUAGUAAAUUUUUGUUAAAAUGUUCCAGUUAUUCUUGUGAGAUGAUAAUGGAGAUAUAUUACUUAUGAAAUUUAUUGAUAUAUUGAUGUUUUUUACCUCAUUUUAGUGACCAAAGUUUUAGAAUUUAUAUAUACAGUAUAUAUAGAUAUAUAUUAUUGGUUACCAUUUCUUUCAUACCUUGCAUAUCUUGCAUAUUUUUGCUAUACUCUGUAUUUAUACCCGCUCUUUGCUUCCACGCGUUUGUACAAUCUGGUGAUGUACAGUGUAUGAUAGAUGUAGUCAGAUCUACUCUUUUAAUAAGAAAUUUUCUAUUCAAGCCUGCAUUCAGUAUAAACUGUCUUUUUUUUAUUAAUUCACCUGAAUCUUAAUUGAUAGACUGCCCAAAUUUGUACUUAGGCUGAUUUCUUGUAAAGAGAACGAGGCAAAUGGAAAUAUUGAUAGCUUUGGUAUGUUAUUAUGAUGUGGUCGAAGGUACAUUCAUGUAAAUAUCUUGCAUUUCAGAUUGAUGGGGAGGGGGAGUAAUGUGGGCCCAUGACAUAAAGCUUGGCUAUUGUUCUUGGGGCCCGGUCUUGGGGCUGCUGUUUGCGAUUGAUCGUAGUACACAAUACUUGUUGCAAUAAUCAUGAGAAAUUAGCCCUACAAUCAAUCACUAGGUUUUAUGUUACGGGUUCCUGGUGGAUGUUUCAUAAAGCUGUUCGUAAGUUACGAAUGACUUUACGCGUGACUGGUGAUCCUUUCUUGUGCUAUGUGAUAUCCCUAUAGAAUGGUUUUAUGACCUAAUGAAAAAUCGUGUUCCAGUCGUGCUUAAAGUUGUGCAUAGCUUUUCGAACAGCUUUAAGAAACACCCACCAGGGGGGGGUUCACAAAGAUUUAAGUAUGCUUUAGAGUUUCACUUAAAUACUGAGUUGUGAACGGUAUGAAAGGCUUGACCACAUUGGUCAGAUCGUGUCAUGAGGACGUGCACUAAUGCGUAUCUAUCAGUAAGA